UUGGCGUGUAUGCCGUGUCAAACUCGCAAGUUCGUAUUUGUACUGUUCCAAAAGUAACAGAUCCUCUCGCGAACUGUAACUGUGAGAUAAAGUAGCUCGCGAGGUACUAUCAAUUUCGGCUUUGCUUUAUCUUCGUGUCAGGAUAAAAGCAAACGUUUCUUCUGCCGCGCGCGCGGUUGUUUGCCGGGACAAUAUAGCUGGCUUCUCUCUUGAAGCGUCCGUUCCAGAAUAGGUCAGGAAUCGUUCCGCUAGCAGUCAUUCAACGGAGAUACCAUGCGAGAAGUCAAAGUGGUAACAUUUGGUCUAUUGCUGUCUUUUUUGACGCUGAGUGAAGCCCAGUCAGACUGCAACUAUUUUCAAAACAUGGAACCUGGAGAAUCGUAUUAUAUAUAUAACCAAGAGUGUCCCGAUAAAGGGGAAAUGAGCAAUGCACGUGGAGAACAUAUAGCCCUUAUACCAUGAAAAUUAAUUGUACACUGGAAAUGUCCAUGAGUUUUGUACUGGCGACAAUCUUUCGAUCCAAUUUGCUGGGCAAAAAAUAGAUAGGUAUUGCGGUAAGGGUACUUUCGAAAACGAGGGAAUGAAUGUAACUAUCAAUUUCAAUUCGCAAUAUUAUACGGAAGGAGGUAAAUUUUUGUGUAAAUUGCGAAUAGGAAAACCGGCAGAUGUGGCUGGAAGACCCCGGCUCCAGCUAAAUUUGGCUGCAACGGAAACCAGUGUAAACGAAUUUCCAAUGAUGGCUGGUCUCGUUGAUAGCGUCGAAAGAAUCUUACAUUGCGGCGCGACCAUAAUAAGUACGGAACACGUAAUAACAGCCGCUCAUUGUGUAAAGGGCAGAGAUCUUGGAAAGCUUGGUGUAAUUAUCGGCGAACAUGAUACAAGUACAGCCGUUGAAACCAAUGCGACCAUGUUAUACCGCAUAAGCAAGUGCACGAUACAUCCUGAACAUGCUGACAACAAGCAGAACGACAUAGCUGUUUGUCAAAUUAUUAGCUCGAUAACAUAUAAUGAUCAAGUCGGUCCAGAUUGUUUGCCAUUCCAGAAUAGUCGCGACUCAUUUCACGGCUCUAUAGUGACGGCGUUGGGAUGGGGCCGAACGAGCCUUGGCUGUGCAAAGCUGACUAAACCGUACAAAGUGAAGUUGAACGUAAUCAAUCGUACGGAUUGCAAGCGAGCAUAUCCUGACAUAACAGACGGUAACAUGUGCACUUACACCCCGAGGAAAGACGCUUGUCAGAUAGAUAGUGGCGGGCCAGUGAUUUGGGAGAAUCCUAUCAUGCAUAAUAGUGUGCUAGUCGGCAUUAUAUCUUCCGGAGUUGGUUGCGCUACCGACAAACCAGCUGUCUAUAUGCGUAUUGGGCACUACAUUGAUUGGAUACUGAGCGUAACACCUGGUCGACAAGGAGAAAAAAGCCAAUAAGAGCCAACCAAGAUCUUGCUGUUACGAAAUCUUCGGAAUCGCGAAAAUGAAACAAAAUCAAGAACAGACCACCUAAUCGACUUCUACAAACGGCGCCCAUGUUGAUAAUGUUUCUAAGAAUUCAUUUGGCGCUCCAUUUUUGAUUUUAUCUUCGAGAUCGAGUGGCUUUCGCGAGAGUGAGAUCUUGUGUUGGCUUUUGUUAAUCUUUUUCUUCUCGUUGAUUGUGAAAUCAAGAAGUCUCGAUCGUCUAAUUGAUCGUUUACUUGGAGUGCAAUAUUGCGAAGUGGAGUGAUCGUCUCACGCUUAUGCAGAGGCGAAACAGUGAGGGAUAAUAGCACGAUACUACAGGUGAUGGAGCUGCUACUACACGCUGAUGCUAUG
This is a messenger RNA of Harpegnathos saltator (Jerdon's jumping ant), 1801 nucleotides long. RefSeq names its product venom serine protease 34. The record is from RefSeq and is a predicted model, not a curated record. Gene Ontology annotation, molecular function: serine-type endopeptidase activity. Lineage: Eukaryota; Metazoa; Arthropoda; Insecta; Hymenoptera; Formicidae. Gene Ontology annotation, biological process: proteolysis.